AUGGACCCUGAACAUAUCCUGUGCGUUCUGGCUCUGUCCGCUAGCUCCAAGAUCUACGGUGAUGGAAAUGCGGUCCAGCGUAUCUUGAAGUUCAUGCAGUCCAUUGACCUUUCUGAGCCACUACAGAAAAAGUUCUGUUUCCCACCGGUGAAGGAAUGCAUCUCUCAAGAUAUCGACCACAUUUUGGAGACCCAGAGUGCUCUUGCUGUAGAUUUGGGGGGGACCAACCUGCGUGUCGCCAUCGUCAGUAUGAAGGGUAAAGUGGUUAAGAAAUAUGUCCAGUUGAAUCCUAAGACGUUUGAGGAGAGGAUAGAGCUGAUACUGACCAUGUGCAAACAGGCCAUGGCUGACGCCGUUCACCUCAACUGCAGAAUCCUGGGUGUCGGUGUGAGCACAGGGGGUCGAGUGAACCCACAAGAUGGGAUAGUCCUCCACUCCACUAAGCUAAUCAACGAGUGGAGUUCGGUGGACAUCCGUACACCUCUUUCUAGUGCACUUCAUCUCCCCGUUUGGGUCGAUAAUGAUGGCAACUGCGCCGCCCUUGCUGAGAGGAAGUUUGGCCAUGGGAAAGGCAUGGAGAACUUUGUCACCAUUAUCACUGGAACCGGUCCGUUCCCUUUAGACCGCGGGGCAGACUGUGCGAAGUUUCAGAAGAGUGAGCUGGAGUUUAAGUUCAAUAAGAAAGCUCUGGAGCGGCCGUACACCUCCAAACACUCCUGGGGGAAAACAUACGGAGAGCACAAGCGCCAUCUAGAGUUCAGCCACGAGCAGUACAGAGAGCUGCAGCAGUACGCUAAAGAAGUGGGCAUCUUCUUCACUGCGUCCGGAAUGGACGAGCUCGGGAAAUCUGUGGUGGCCAAGACGGCCAUCCCGAAAGGUACAGAACUGACCCUUGACAUGCUGACUGUGAAAGUAGCAGAACCUAAGGGUGUAGCUCCAGAAGACAUCUUCCAGCUGGUGGGGAAGAAAGUGACAAUAGACAUCGAUGAGGAUGAGAGCGUCACUGAGGAUGCAGUCGACAACUACGGCAAAAAAGCCAAAGCUUGA
Sinocyclocheilus grahami is the source of this 1047-nucleotide messenger RNA. It is a transcript of the gene gne, whose product is annotated as glucosamine (UDP-N-acetyl)-2-epimerase/N-acetylmannosamine kinase. The transcript has 6 exons. The record is from RefSeq and is a predicted model, not a curated record. The coding region runs from base 1 to 1047 and encodes 348 amino acids. Lineage: Eukaryota; Metazoa; Chordata; Actinopteri; Cypriniformes; Cyprinidae. Gene Ontology annotation, biological process: carbohydrate biosynthetic process. Gene Ontology annotation, molecular function: N-acylmannosamine kinase activity; UDP-N-acetylglucosamine 2-epimerase activity.